Molecule: messenger RNA, 1011 nt
Organism: Populus nigra (black poplar)
Lineage: Eukaryota; Viridiplantae; Streptophyta; Magnoliopsida; Malpighiales; Salicaceae
Product: GDSL esterase/lipase At5g03610-like
Exons: 5
Coding region: 1-1011 (336 amino acids)
Molecular function (GO): hydrolase activity, acting on ester bonds
Source: RefSeq, a predicted model, not a curated record
AUGGAAGGGAAAGGAAUCUUCUUGGUUGGUUUGCUUCUUUUAUCCGUCGCUGAUAUUUCUACAGCUCAAAAUUGUCCCAAGGGCUCUCCAAAACUCUUUGUUUUUGGAGACUCCUAUGUUGAUACUGGAAAUUGGCCAAAGAAUGUCAGGGGUCCAUGGAAAGAACCUUUUGGCAAAACAUUUCCUGGUAAACCAAAUGGUCGAGCCUCCGAUGGUCGUGUCCUUACUGACCAUAUAGCAUCAUUUCUGGGAAUAGAAUCACCUACCCCUUAUCAACUGAGAGAUACAUCAAAAAGUAUUCAACAAGGAUUAAACUUUGCAUAUGGAGGCAGUGGUGUUUUCCCCACAUGGGCGAAAGACAGCCUGACAGUCCAGAUCGAUCAGUUUGAACAGCUACUCAAAGAAAAUGUAUGCAGUCAAUGUGACCUUGAUAGUUCAGUUGCUCUGGUUUCUACUGGAAUCAAUGACUAUUCAUUCUAUUCUGCAGCCAAAAAAGGUUCCAACGAUGGACUGCCUGCUUUCACUGAAGGACUUGUCAACCAGCUCGCUGCAGACCUACAACGUAUUAAUCGUCUAGGAGUGAAAAAGGUUGUUGUAGCAACAUUACCAGUUAUAGGAUGCUUGCCUCUCCACAUAAUUCCACCAAAUUCAUAUCAGAAGUGCGAUGAAGAAUCCAACAAAAACUCCAAGAUUCACAACCAGGUAUUGCAGAAAGCAGUGGGAAAAUUGAACACUGAUGAUGGAAACAAAAGCACGUUUGUAAUUCUUGAUCUCUAUAACGCUAUGGUUUCUGCUAUUGACCAAUUCAGACAGGAUGCAGCAAAUACCGAGCACAAGAACCCAUUGCAGCCAUGUUGCUCGAAGACUGUUGAGCACAUAUGCUCAGCGGAAGGACUGUGCUCGAAUCCCAAGUCAUCUUUCUUUUUCGAUCUGGCACACCCUUCGGACAAUGGCUGGAAUGCAAUUUAUUCAUUUCUGCAAGGUUCUCUUAACAAUGAUCUAAGAGCUUGA